Messenger RNA from Papaver somniferum (opium poppy), 1883 nucleotides. RefSeq names its product exonuclease mut-7 homolog. NCBI's taxonomy places the organism in Eukaryota, Viridiplantae, Streptophyta, Magnoliopsida, Ranunculales, Papaveraceae. Bases 131 to 1705 code for a protein of 524 amino acids. The transcript has 8 exons. Gene Ontology annotation, biological process: nucleobase-containing compound metabolic process. The record is from RefSeq and is a predicted model, not a curated record. Gene Ontology annotation, molecular function: nucleic acid binding; 3'-5' exonuclease activity.
UAUUAAUACUAGCACCCUCCACUCUCUAUUGUUUACCUUCUUUCCCCAACAAAUUAUGACAAUGAACGGCAAGAGCAUAAUUAUGCUAUCGUUUUGAAUUGUCAAACAUUGUACUAUAAAUUUUCUAACAAUGGAUUCUCACGAAACUAAGAAAACGAUAAAACCCGAAGAAAUUCAUUUAGUAUCAACAACAGAAGAUUCUAAAGAAUUCAAUUUAUUACUCUGGGCAUUAAAUCAUUCAUCUGUAGUUGGAUUAGAUGCUGAAUGGAAACCUUGUAGAACCAAGCAAUACUCUUUCCCAACUGUUUCACUUCUUCAAAUUGCCUGUAGAAUCAAUCAUGAAGUGAUAGAGUAUACAGAUUCACAAAAUAAUAUAUGGGUUUUUCUAGUUGACCUUUCUUUGAUCACCCUUUCUUCAAUUUAUCAACUUCUUAGAGAUAUGUUUAUUUCACCUGAUAUUUUGAAAUUAGGGUUUAGGUUUAAACAAGAUUUAGUUUACUUAUCUUCUACCUUUUCUUCUCAAGGUUCCAAUCCUGGCUUUGAUAAGGUGGAACCUUAUUUAGACAUUACAAGUAUAUACCAACAUCAUUUACAAGAGAAGCAACCAGGAAGAAAAAUGUCUAAGGAUAUGAAAAGCUUAGCAACUGUAUGUGAAGAAAUGCUCAGUGUUUCACUAUCCAAGGAUCUCCAAUGUAGCGAUUGGUCACUCCGCCCUCUUACAGAAGAUCAAAAAACAUACGCCGCUGCAGAUGCACAUUGCUUAUUAGAGAUAUUUGCUGUUUUCCAGGAGAAGGUUCUCAAAGAAGUUUCUACUUCGAGGGAUACUACCGAACCUCGGAACGCAAAUGCACUUCUUGGAUUGAAAGAAAUUCUUGUGAUGCCCGAUGUCUGUGAUAAUGUUCUAAGGCUAAAGUUCUGUCAAGCUUCAGAUAUAGUCAGGUUGACUCCAUUUUCUCCAGUAUCAUCUAUUUCCAAGGUUUUGUGCAUGAAGACUGCUCCGUUGGGAGUUUCUCUUUCAAACAUUAUCUCAAGAUACGGUGAAAGAAUUUUGCUGAAGGAAUCCGAUAGAAAACCUAAAACUUCUAAGAGAAAAGGGAAGAGACAAUCCUCGACAGGACUAACUUACAAAGCGAAACUGAUUGAAUGUUCCGGUGAUUGGCAAGGGCCUCCACCAUGGGAUUCGUCAUUAGGGGGUGAUGGGUGCCCAAAAUUUCUGUGCGAUGUGAUGGUAGAGGGUUUAGCGAAACACCUCAGGUGUGUUGGAGUUGAUGCUGCAACCCCUUGUUCAAGAAAGCCUGAACCAAGGCAGUUAGUCGAUCAAGCACAAAAGGAAAAACGGGUACUCUUAACUCGGGAUGCGAAACUAUUGAGACAUGACUACUUAAUAAGAAACCAAAUAUACAGGGUGAAGAGUCUCUUGAAAAACGAUCAGCUACUUGAGGUUAUUGAGACAUUUGACUUGAAGAUUUCUGAGAAUAAGCUAAUGUCAAGGUGCACCAAAUGUAAUGGAAACUUCAUUCAAAAACCGCUAACAACUGAAGAAGCUGUAGAAGCUGCGAAGGGAUUCCAAGUAAUCCCCAAUUGCUUGUUCAACAAAAAUUUGGAGUUCUGGAAAUGUAUGGACUGUAACCAGCUUUACUGGGAGGGAACACAGUAUCAUAACGCAAUUCAGAAGUUCAUUGACGUCUGCAAGUUGAAUGAUUAAAAGUUGAAGAUUGUGUACACAUAAAGGAUGUGGUUAUAGCCCAUGUUGUAUUACUAUUGGUAAUAGGAAAAUUUACUCAGCGAUAAAUUUGCUCCGAAAGAAAACAGAAUUUCUGACUAUCAGUGGACCAUCUCAUCUUUUGUCUUCAAUUCAUCAUGCUUGUGUUCAUCUAGCUUAA